Messenger RNA from Didymella exigua CBS 183.55, 1185 nucleotides. RefSeq names its product galactose mutarotase-like protein. The transcript has 3 exons. NCBI's taxonomy places the organism in Eukaryota, Fungi, Ascomycota, Dothideomycetes, Pleosporales, Didymellaceae. The coding region runs from base 1 to 1185 and encodes 394 amino acids. The record is from RefSeq and is a predicted model, not a curated record. Gene Ontology annotation, biological process: beta-D-galactose catabolic process via UDP-galactose, Leloir pathway; glucose metabolic process. Gene Ontology annotation, molecular function: aldose 1-epimerase activity; carbohydrate binding.
AUGAAGAUCGCUUUCCUCUCAGCAUUUUUCGCGGCAACUGCUAUUGCGGCGCCGUCCAACUUCCCGACUAACACCACCUCGGGUCCUGAUGAGAAUGGCAAGUACGAGAUCUCUGCCGAAGGUAUCCGCGGGCUGUUCAUUCCCUACGGAGCCUCCAUCUCAAACCUUUUCAUUAAGGGCAAAGAUGGCGUAGAGCGCGACAUCGUCCUUGGUUUCGACAACGCUUCGUACUACUCGAUCGACCCCGUUCACCCUCACUUUGGAGGUGUUCCCGGACGCUACGCAAACCGCAUCAAGAACAGCACGUUCAAUAUCGAUGGGGUUGAUUACCACAUCACACCCAACGAGAACGGUGGUGCCAACACACUGCACGGCGGUGUCGACGGAUGGGAUUGGCGCAACUUCACGGUUGUGGCGCACACCAAGUCUUCGAUCACUUUCUCAAUCGUUGACCCUGAUGGCAAGGAGGGCUUCCCUGGUGAAGUCAUCAGCUACAUCACGUACACCAUGUCCCCCAACACCUGGAACAUUAAGAUUGUCGCCCUUGCAACUACCAAGAAGACACCCAUCAUGUUAACUUCGCACACUUACUGGAACUUGGACGGCUUCCAGAAUCCCGACACACCGACUGCUCUGAACCACACCCUGUACCUGCCUUACUCCGGCCAGCGUGUUGGUGUUGACAAUAUCCUUAUUCCCGAUGGUACCAUCCUUCCUAACGAGAAGUACUCCGUCAACGACUUCUGGUCUGCGCCCAAGCAAGUCGGUGCCAACCUGACUGCGCCCGAGCUUCUCGGAAACUGCGGUUACAACUGCACCGGUUAUGACAACUGCUACGCAGUCAACCGUGACCAGAACGGACCUUUCGACUGGCGCAUGUCCGGUCCCGUUGCAUCACUGUCCAGCGCGUGGUCCGGCAUCAAGGUCGACAUCUUCACCGACCAGGAGGCUUUCCAGGUCUACAGCUGCGGUGGCCAGAACGGUUCCCUUCCCAUCAAGUCUACUCAGGGCCUUGACAGCCGUCGCCGCACCGUUGAGAAGUACGGCUGCGUCGUCAUGGAGGUCCAGGAUUAUAUUGAUGCUAUCAACCAGCCUGAGUGGCAGCGCGAGAAGAGGCAGAUCUUCGGUCCCAACGACCCUGCUUACACACUAGAGGCUGACUACGUCUUCUCGACUGAGGGUUAA